Molecule: messenger RNA, 1295 nt
Organism: Sphaerodactylus townsendi
Lineage: Eukaryota; Metazoa; Chordata; Lepidosauria; Squamata; Sphaerodactylidae
Gene: CERS4
Product: ceramide synthase 4
Exons: 10
Coding region: 1-1119 (372 amino acids)
Biological process (GO): ceramide biosynthetic process
Cellular component (GO): membrane
Molecular function (GO): sphingosine N-acyltransferase activity
Source: RefSeq, a predicted model, not a curated record
AUGGCCUGGCGCGCCAGGAAAAAGAGUUUUUACCUGGCUCAGCCACGCCCCCGGAUUGCUCCCACUGCGGCGGAGGCCCAGGGACACCGUCACAGCAUCCUGUGGCACGCCCCACCACCACGGAGGGCAGCGGCGGGUGCCCACAAGCAGUUUCAUCCCUCCGCUGGGGUCAGUGCCCCGAAGACAGCAAAUCUGCCAGACCAGCUGCGGAGCGAGCUGACUGGUCUGGCCAAGCAGUGUGACCUACAGCCCCGGCAGGUGGAGAGAUGGUUCCGAUACCGGCUCAACCAAGACCGGCCCAGCUUGACAAAGAAAUUCUGCGAAUCCUGUUGGAGAACCGCCUUUUAUAUUACAUCCUUCACCACAGGACUGGCUGUUCUAUAUGAUAAAUCCUGGUUUUGGGACCACCGCGAGUGCUGGACUGGGUACCCACAGCAGCCGCUUGUGCCUUCAAUUUUUGCCUACUACAUGCUGCAACUUUCCUUCUACUUCUCUCUGGUGAUCACACUCCCAUUUGAUGUGAAGAGAAAGGACUUUAAGGAACAAAUUGUCCACCACGCUGCUACGAUCUUCCUCAUUAGCUUCUCGUACUGUGCCAACUACAUCCGCAUUGGCACCCUGGUCAUGAUUAUCCAUGAUACUUCCGACAUUUUUCUAGAGCCCACCAAGAUGUUCAACUACCUGAAAUGGCACCGAAUUUGUGACGCUCUGUUCAUUACUUUCACUGUUGUUUUCCUGGUGACACGGCUGGUGAUUUUACCCUACAAAGUGCUCUACAACACGUAUUAUCAUUCCAUGGAAAUCUUCCAGCCCUUUUUCGGGUACUACUUUAUGAAUGCUCUACUGAUGAUCCUACAGCUGCUGCACGUCUUCUGGUCCUACCUUAUCAUCCACAUGCUACUCAGGUUCCUUGCAUGUGGCACGAUGGAAAAAGACUUGAGGAGUGACUCGGAAGACAGCGAGACGGACAAGAAAGGGACAACGCUGCCGAAGGAUGCCCAGGAAAAUGGACCUGUUGUGCCCAGCUUGAGCAGCAAUGGCGGCUGCAUCAGCAAAGAGACCCCCUUUCAACAGAAUGGCAGCAGCCAUCCCACUAGCAACAAAAUCAAAAUCAGGUAGCUGGAGCCGGCUCGAAUGACUGACCAGCCCCGCCUCAACCGAGCGUUGUGCCCUUCCCAGCCUGUCCUUGUUUCCUGUAGGCCUGGAAAGACGUAACUUUAGCCCGGUAGCCGAAUCUCUGCUUUUCCCUGCGUUGUGCACUGUUUUACCCCGUUUUAUUUCACGAACCAGAAGAG